AUGAAAAGGGAAUACCCCAAUGCCGUGCAAGCUAGCAGGGGCCAAGAUUGUCUUAAACCCAAUCACUUCCACUUGGCUGGCAAAGUCGUUUACUUUGUCUUCUGGCAAUUCUUUUUUGGAGAGCUGAUCCCCAUCAUCUACUGUCCCAAGUGUGGAAAGGUCGACAGGGUCUGUCAUGACGGCUGGUCGAUUGACAAGAUCAGGAGAGUGUGCAGUGCAAACGCGCCUGCUUUCCUGUUCAGCAAAGUUUUUCGGUGUGGGAAGGGCAAGAAGGUGGGAGAGGGUUGCCCAGCAAAUGGUGGCAAGGCCUACCAGUUCCGCUCUCAUGAUGAGGGCGUGCUGGACCAGAUACGGCAAAAGCAGCCAGCUGUCUUGGAGCAGCUUGCAAUCGUGUUCACUCGAGGGGGGGCCAUUGAGCGCAGUCUUCUGGACACCAUGGUCCGCAACGUUGUUAGCGGGGCGUCUAUUGCUGACCAGCAGAGAAUGGUCCGUGAAGCGCACAUGCGCACGUUUACGCAGCAUAAGUGUACAUACAUCCAGUAUGCUGCAGCGCGCGCUAGGCGGCGACAAGAGCAGGGUGGUUCGCUCCUGUUUCCUGGAGCUGUUCAGCAGACUCCCCCUGCCCCUGCUGACUUUGGGGAGUACGGUGACAAGGACGGGUACAGGGGUUGGAUACCGUCAACCUCCUGGAUAGCAGGCGUCAUCCUUGCGUCCCUGACUUCGCGGCUUGCGUUCCUUGAACGCCACCUGGCUGCGGUUGACGGAAUGUUCUGGCGGGGGGAUCACACUUUCCAAGCGGCCUCGCGGAUCCGCUCAGCAGAUGGGCGCAAAGACUAUGCAGCCAUCUACUCCGUCAUGAACGAGUGGUCGCAGAUCGUGGGUCAGUGGGCCGUGGGGGAUACAUCCUUUGACGAGUACGCCCCUGGCAUUCAAGAUGUGCUCAAGCGUUAUGAUGAGCUUGGGUAUCAGCUGCCCAAGUUCAUGUGGGUUGACAACUCCCGGACAGUGGCUGCCCAGCUGUACGGGGCCAUCCCCAGCCUCAGUCGUGUUCUGGAAGAUGCCACACAUGUUCUGCGGCGGGUUUUCGAGACCAUUCCAGAUGCCCACUCUCUCAAAGCUGACUUUUGCCGGGACUACUCCAGCGCGAUGUUCAAGAUCCACCAGCCGGACAAGAGGGCUCUGCGCGAGUUUCUCCUGGAUGGAGGUCCGGGAAGGCGGAAGUGGACGCAGGCUGAGGUGGCAGCUAAGCCUGCAAGCUAUUGGCGAGCGCGCUGCCGGCACACCAUCCCUGCCCCGCAGGAGCUGGUCAUCGGAGUUGAAGCGGUGAUGAAGAAGUAUGCAGGAGGAAUAUGCGCCAUCAAUGGUGACCCUCUCGUCACCGAAGAAGUGCAGCGCGUGCACAACCUGCAGCUCCAGCUCAUGCAAGAGGGUUUGUUGAGUGAUCCGCUCAACGUGGAUGAGAUGUACAUCCCCGUCAGUGCUCCUGGCUGUAUGCCCCGCUACAUCGGUGUACGGGGUUGCUCCUCGCUUGAGGGCUAUCACCGCCACCUCAACGCGCUGCUUGGCGGGGGGAACUACUCCCCCGAGCUUGCGGGGGCUCUCAUCGCCCUCUUCAAGUACCGCUGGAACUACGAGUGCGCCGUACGCAGCAAGGGGGCAAAAGACUGGGGAAUGUUCGACCACUGGCUGCUAGAGGCGAUGCAGAACACGUGCGCAGAUAUGGGGUGGCCAAACCCCUGUCCCGAAUGGCAGCGCGCUCCGCCUACUCAGGAGCGCUUCGGCGUCCAUGCGGCUCCCGCCGUCUUGCGGGCAGGGGUGUCUCAGGGAGAUGAGGAGGACGAAGCUGGUUUCCUGGAUCAGGAAGCUGUUUUCGUCGAGAAUCUCCUGAGCGAGCAAGAACUGAGAAGCAAGCAGGCCGCUGGCGCGGCCGGGCCUGCCAAAGAAGCGUCUCGAAAGCAAGCUGCCACGGCUGUGUGCGCCCCGCAAGCGGGGCCCUCUUCCCCCCCCCCGGGCCAAAACAGAGAGCCUGCAGCUGCGCGCCCCUCGCCGCCGGAGCCCUCCUUCGACCGCCCAGGCCAGAUUGGGCAACCAGCAACCGCGUGCGCCUCGUCGCCGGCGCCCUUCUUCGUUCCCCCGGGCCAGAACGAACAGCCUGCGCCGGUGCGCACGGCCCAACAGGACGCAAAUGGGCCUGCCCAACAUGCGCUAGGACCUGAGGAGCAGCGCGCACACGCCCCCCAGCAAAGCGGACCGCCUUCAGUCACGCCCUUUGCAGCGCAACUGUGGGGGCAGGCCAGUCAGCUCUGCCCCCCUUCUCAGAGCGGACCGCCUCCGGUCGUGCCGGCCCCGCAGUUGGGGGGCCAGCCCCCUCCUCGCUUCGUCUCCCCUGGGAACGAGCAGGCUCCCGUUGACAGCGCCGCGCCGCAGCGGAGCGAUGGGCUCGCCCCUUGCUUAGCCGCUGCCCAAAACGGACAGCCUGCUGACGUCAGCGCCGCAUCGCAGCUGGGGGGCCAGUUCGCCCCUCACUUCGCCCCCUCCAGAACGGGCAGCCUGCUGACCUUUGGGGCCAGCCCGCCCCUCCUUUGGCAGCUCCCCAAAACGAGCAGCCUCCCGACUUCCGCGCCGGGCCGCAGCGGGGGGCUUUGCCGGUCCAUCUCUUUGUCCCCCCCCAAAACGGGCAGCCUCCCUCCUUCCGCGCCGCACCUCAGCCGGGGGGCCAGCCCGUCUCUCCCUUUGCCCCCUCAAAAAACGGGCAGGCAAGCUUCAACUUCCGCGCCGCGCCGCAUCCGGGAAGCCAGUCCGUUCCCUUCCACACGGGCCCAUCCCAGGGCGGUUCGCCUCCACUUGUGCCGACAGCAACACCGUGGGGAGAGCAACCCGGAUUCUUCAGUCCCACUUCCCAGGGCGGCCAGCCUUCAAUCGCGCCGGCCGUGGCUCAAUGGGGAGGGCAGAGUGCGGAUAGCCGGCUGCCUGCAUCAAAAAGAAAACGGGUCGACCAAGAAGGUUUCGCUCCGUCCAGCUCCGCAUCAAGAUUGGAGGAGCAACGUGCACCUUUCCCGCAAACCAGUGGAGGCCCGCCCCAGGGCUCUUUGCUAG
Messenger RNA from Klebsormidium nitens, 3096 nucleotides. The record is from the annotation of a GenBank genome assembly. NCBI's taxonomy places the organism in Eukaryota, Viridiplantae, Streptophyta, Klebsormidiophyceae, Klebsormidiales, Klebsormidiaceae.